Molecule: messenger RNA, 7195 nt
Organism: Podarcis muralis (Common wall lizard)
Lineage: Eukaryota; Metazoa; Chordata; Lepidosauria; Squamata; Lacertidae
Gene: LSM11
Product: LSM11, U7 small nuclear RNA associated
Biological process (GO): mRNA 3'-end processing by stem-loop binding and cleavage
Cellular component (GO): U7 snRNP
Molecular function (GO): U7 snRNA binding
Source: RefSeq, a predicted model, not a curated record
UUUCAUAUGAACUUGGUUAGGCGCCACCUUGAAAUCCUGCUACUCUUGAGCAGCAACGCCGUCGAAGUGCGAUUUUCCGCUUCUGGGCACUUCACUUGGGCUCACUGCGGAUUCUAAGAAACGUUAGCGCAAUUUUUUUUCGCACAACGUAAGACUUGCCAUAUAUUAUUGCAUAGGCAUUAAACGCCACUUCUGAGGAAGAUCUGCAGAGAGAACCGUGCAAAUCCGGCCAGCCAAUGCAGCUUUUCUACUGGAAUCAUGGACACUGCAGGAAGUAUUAAACGCGCGAUGGGGUGUCGGGCGUUAUUUCGGAUUAACUAACGCCGAGUAAGGAGCGAGAAGCGAGGGAAUAAUGUUGCCUGCGUCGGCCAGCGCGGUGGGGGACAAGCGGCAACCGGCUGCAGCUACGACUUCCUAGGGCAGCCGAUGGGUGAAAAGCCCAAAGGCAGUCGCCAGCCGCAGCGCAGGUGCUGGGAAUCUCGCUCCUGGCUGUCUUCCGAGAGCGCCGAGCAGCGCUAAGAAAGGCGGGAAGACGCCUGCGGUGCUGGGGCGGCCCUUAGCGGCGAGAGCGAGGAGCUGCGGGCGGAUCACUUCCCUGCAGGGCCAGGGAGUCAUGGAGGAGGCGGAGGAGGCCGGCGCAGGGCCCAGGCGCCGCCGCCGCCGCCGCUCGGGCGGCCGCAGCAGCUCGGAGCGCUCGCCCAGCCCCGGGCGCCUGGACGUGAGUUCGCCGCGCUUCGACCCGUUGCUGGCGCUCUACUCGGAGCGCACGCCGCUGCCUUACCCGGCCGCGCCGCACUUCAACAACCUGGCCGAAUACGAGAGCUUCCAGCGCGGCCUGCUCCGCGCUCCGGGACGUCAGCGAGGGGCCGCCGGCCGCGGCAGCCGCCCAGCGGGGACCCGCGCCCGGAGCCGAGGCUCCCGGGCCCCCGCCGACCCCGAGCGCAUCCAGCGUCUCCGCAGCCUCAUGGUGGCCAAGGAGCCCGAGCGAGAAGAGGCCGAGCGGGCCAGGCAGCAGCGGGGCAGGAGGGCGCCUCGCAACGUGCUCACCAGGAUGCCCGUUCACGAAGGCAGUCCACUUGGGGAGCUUCACCGAUGCGUGCGUGAUGGUGUAAAAGUCAACGUCCACGUCCGAACGUUCAAAGGACUUCGUGGAGUCUGCAGUGGGUUCUUGGUUGCAUUUGACAAGUUCUGGAAUAUGGCCCUGACAGACGUAGAUGAGACGUAUCGAAAACCUGUGCUGGGUAAAGCUUUCUAUGUAGAGCCACAGUUGACUCUCACCAGGCUGUUUGACAGACUCAAGCUGCAAGAGUCCCUGGUUAAAAAGGAUGUUUCAAAGAUGGCUGCUGAUCUGCCAGCUCUUCCAUGUGAUCCUAGGACACUUCGGUGGAAGUCCGAGUCAGGUCGGAGGAGGUCAGAAGAACGAGGGGCAAAGAAGCGCUCGAGCAAAGAGAGGACACGGAGCUCUAGCCUGCCUCGAACUUAUGGGAAAGAGAUUGAGCUGUCUGGCAGAAUCUCCCAAACAGAGGGGACGAGUGCAGGUAGCACAAGAGGUCGAUCACGGAAAAAGCGGAGGCCCAAAGUGGAUUACCAGCAAGUUUUCACACGGCACAUAAACCAGAUUUUUAUUCGGGGGGAGAAUGUCUUGCUUGUUCAUCUAGCCCAUUGAUCUGAUUGCCAUUACUCAGCCAGCAGCAUGAAGAGUGGUGGCAGCUGCAUGCUACUUUGUGAAUUGUUUUGUAACUUCUUCUCUUCCUCUGACUAAAAGGGAAGAAGGCAAGAGCAUCUUGAGCCAGCUACCAGCUUGUUUGGACUAAAAUUUGGCCAAGUAAGCUGCUGUCUUCACAAAGAGACAGAUCUCCUAAGUCCUUGAACUGUGGAACUUCCAGAAUUUGUGGGGCAAGUAUUGCUGUAUAUUAAAAACCCAUGUGGUCUGAAAGUAGCUCUGUUUUUGCUACGUGGCUGCAAAAGAAGCAGAGUGUGCCAUUGACCUUGGUACUUCAUUGUGGAAUGCUAGUAAUUUGAAAUCAUAGAAAAGCACGUUUAUAAAAAAUGGCAAUGGAAUUCAGAGCGUGUGAAAAGGAGGAAUGGCUUUAGGUAUGGACUUGUUUGGAUCUCAUCUCUCCCUCCUCCUAAUAGCAUGCAUGGGUAGGGGAGGUAUUCCAGAGUUGAAUCACAGUGCCCUCUGGUGUCCAAGCUUGUGUCUUGAACAAAAAGGGAAUGGAAACUGAAUCAAGUGGUUAUUUGCUGAUGGGAUGCCUUUUCUCUCUAACUCAUUUGUGAUCAAAGGCAGUAUUUGGCCUUUUCUUCAGUAUUUACACAGCCUAUGCUCUUAAAACCAUCUUCCCCUGCUUCCCCCCCACCCACCCUGUGCCACCAGCAAACAGUGAAUGUAGCUAACUAUGUAACUUCUCUACCUGGAGCUUGUCUAAAUGUAUGUAUUGUAAAAUGGGUUGGAACAACCCAGAAAUGGCAAUCCAGGUUUUUUUUAAUUGUUCAUUUCAUCCAUUUGUGUGUUGCAGCGGUAAAGACUUAAGGUGAUGUACAUAAGUUGCUUAAAAUAGAGAAGAUGGUGUUUUAUGCUUAGGCACAGUUAUACAUUAUAGAAGUGGCUGAUUUCCCUGAUGGUGAUUGAAGAGAAUAAUUUGCUUGUGAUACCUGCAAGCGUAGUCCUGAUUGCUUCUAGGUUCUGAAUGACAUGCCUCUAAUGCUAGUUUGAUUGUUCCUGAGAAGCAUGUUUUAAGACUACUGAAAAGUAUGCAUGGUGAUUAUUUAGAAAAUCAGUAUUAUUAACUGUUUUCCCCCUUAUGAUUCAGUAAUCAUCAGAAGAAGCUGUGCAACAUGUUGUAACAAUACAUAUAUAUAAAGUGUCUGCCAAGAGAGAUUUUAUGGUGCUGUAUAAUAGUGCCCUCUGUUUACAGUGAGUGUGUGUAUGUAGCACUCCAAUAGCUGGACUUUGCUGCCAUAGCUUGUGUUGGAAUGCAAUCACUAUUGUAUUGGGAGGCAUUUUAAAAGUCUCUGUAGAAUUAUUAAGCUCAAAAACACAGAUUCCUAACUCAAAACAUAUAGGUUACAUUUUGUAAGUCAGUUCUGAUUUUCUAGGAAUAGCCUAGCAAUCUUCUAAUGAUUGGCGUUUUCCACCAUCGAUAGUAACGCUGAGACAAUUGCAUGUAGUUUGUGAUUAUUAUUUUUUCAGGCUUAAAAAAAAAUUCAUGGGUGGAGCUCAGUUUCUUUCCUCUUAUUUCUCUAUCCAGUUAUGGGCUGCAAAAUGGGCUGGGUAGGCUCUCCUAAGUUUCAAGGUGGGGAGGGCAGAUGAUUGUUCCAACUUUUGUGUUUGGAGGCAACCAUUUCCCCCCCACUCAGUGCCUUGAAAUUUGCAGAGUCAUGGCAUCAUGUGGGAUUCACAGGAUCUUUUUGUAGAAAGAAAGAAAGAAAGAAAGAAAGAAAGAAAGAAAGAAAGAAAGAAAGAAAAUCUUCUGCUGCUAAUGAUGAGCCCUCUCCCAAAUCAUCUGGAGAAUUAUUCCCCUUCAGAAAAUAUUUGGUGAAGUGGCCCCAAUUUCGAGGAGCUCUGAAUGUCAUGCUCACCCCUGAAAACCGAGGCUGCAGUUUGAAAAGGAAGGCCAGUGUGGAGAAGAGGGGCUUCUUAACUCUUUUUGUUCAUGUUGUUUUUCCUGGGGAGUCCCAAAGCUUUCCUCAGUGGAGAGUAAAGCAAUCUUCAGUGGAGAAAACAGCAUGAGGAGAAAGGGUUGUGCCCCCCAGCCCGCCUGCUUCAAAUUGUGUGAAAAAGAAGCAUGGAAUGAUCCACUGUGUGAAGUUCUGCCCUGAGUAUUGUGAGGUUCAAGGAAUUAGCCAUUUUAUUGUCAACCUAGUACAGCUCAAGACGACAGACUGAAAGGAAGGUACAAGAGCUAGGAAAGGAAAGGAGCUGAACUUGGAGUUCACCCGCCAUUUGCUAUGUUUAGCAUAACCUCUUGACCUGAUGUGUAGCUUCCCCAUUGAGUGGGAAUGGGAUAUGCAAAAUGUCUUGGAUGAUGUUAUUUUUUCCCUCUGGUUAUUCUUUGCCAUGCUGCAAUUUAAAAUGCAUGUCACAAACAUGUUUUUCACUCUUUCGCCCUCCUUGCUUCAAAAAGAAACCCAGGGACAUGAAAUACUAGUUUCUGAAUUCCCUUAGCAGCCUGCCUUUUGCCCUUUCCAGUUUGACUUUUCCCAGUCACCUUUGGCUGCAAAGGCUAUCACAAAAAUGAUCCUAAGAGAUUCUUGUGGCUGGAUUUAACGAGUUUUGUGUCUGUUCUUGAUUCUUCCUCUGUGGCUCUUUUCUCCUCAAAGUACAGUUUCUUGACUCUGUGCUCCAGAGAGUUUUCUUUUAACUUAAAAAGUUCACCUAGACACCUCUCCCUUUAAAUAUAUAUAUCUCCCACAUUUUCUGUUUUGGGGGUGGGUAGGCCUCAUGUGUCUGUUCUUGAGAUGCCUGCCCUUUCACAUUCUACUUCGCCAAGGUUAGGCCCCCCAAAUACAAAUUUGUGGACCAUCAAAUUUUGUUUUUUCCUGAAUGAUUUUUCCCUUCACUGGUCUUUAUUCAUAUUCUUUGGAAGGCCAAAUGCUUUCAUAAGCCUGCCUCUGUAAGUUUACUACCUCAUGCUUCAGUGUUUAAAUUGCUGCUGCUUUUGUCUUCCAGAAUCCUUUUCACAAACUUUGUCUGUGGUCCCAUAUCCACUGUCAACUUCACAAGACUCUCUUUUGAAUUCUUAAAAAUAUCUUUGGACUCUUACUGACUUGCACGUUUUCUAUUGUUACUUGAAGCCUCUAGAUCAAAGGUGCUAAGCUUAAUUUCCAAGCUGUUGUUUUGGAGUUGGAAUUCGCCUUGUAUAAGUAGUACUUAUGGAAGCAUAUCUGCCUAUCUUACUAUUCUUCCCACACCUCACAAAUUAACUCAGGAUGGAUUUAUUUAUUUAUUUAUUUAUUGGCAAGAAAUUGAGUUUCUCACUAGAAUUCCUCUCCUGUCUUGGCACUUGGUUUCUAAAGUUGCAAAGUGUAGCUGUCAAACGUAAAGUGCCCCUGCUCUCCAAAGAUAGUAACUUCAUAAAUUUGAGACAAAGCCACUAUAUAGACCUGAUGAGUAAGGCACGAGUGUCUGGAAAGGGGGACGUUUUCAUAUUCUUCAUCAGCUUUCCUCUUCCAGAUUUUUCUGUUAGUUUCUUGCCUGAUUGAUAUGAAACACACAACUCUCCAAUUCAAUCCAACAACUUAAAAAGAAGAAAACAGCAAGUUAUGGAGUAUCAAAACCAAAAAGGUCUGUGUGGCCACAUUUUACUUAGCAAGUAUGACAUUUGAAAACUCUGUACCCAUAUGUGAGUCACCCAGGUGUUUGUAGCAUUUCCAUACCAGUGAUGUGACAAAUGUUCAGCUGUAGAACACUACCACAAAUAUGCAAAGUGGUUGUUUUUUUAGACUUCCAUGUAAAGGUUUCGGUAUUUAAACCCUCAGUUACUGUGCGGCAGGUGGUGUUUGUUCCAUCACUGCGGCAAGAAAAUUACAUGUACUGAGCCUUUCCCUUGCUUUUCAACUUUUGUGAAGAGUUGGCAAACCUGCAAAUGCAGGUAUGUGUGGCUCUGAAGGUUGCAACUAUGUUAUUGGCAGGCAGAAUGGAGGUCUCAAAGCCGAACUUUUUCCUGCUGCAGACUUGCUGCCAUUGGGGGAAUUUUUGUGUAAAGAGAGAAAAUACCCAGAGAGAGAAAAUAAUUCCUAUAUUGCUUUGACAAUUUUUGUCUCAAUAUGAGUUCAAUAGUGCCUAUUUACACUUCCAUCAGUAAGAACUGCUAUGUGUCAAAACUCGUUACUCAUUCCAGGCAGCUCAAAGCAUACUCUGGGAGUGGUAGAAACAUAUUUUAAUUCUGUUUUCCCAGAAUUCCUGUUGGGGAUGAAGAUGCAGAGAAUUACAUUUCUAUUCAGCACUAGGAAUACACCAGUGCCUUGUUGAAGCUCUUCCUCAAAAUGGAUGUCAGAGGCCUACUUUAGUGGAGGAGUAAUGUGAAUAACUUGUCUCUUGAUGUAUACAAGCCCUUUUUAGAUGUCUCUGAAAAGAGCUAUUGCUCUUGGCUGUCAGAGGUGAAAGCCUGUCAUGAAAGAGAAAAAGGCUUAUCAUGUUUCUGGAUACCUGCUUUAUUAGCUUCACAACAAGGAAUAGGAUUAGUACACCUGAGACUCUGUCAGACUUGUAUUCGUUUAGAGUGAAAAGUAGUUUGAUCAGGUUGUGUACAAACAUAGCUAGUCUGUUUCUUCCCUUUUCUCUCAGAAGAUUGAAGCUUUCCCUCAGGAGAAGGGGGGGGGACCCUGAAAGCCGCUCCAGGCUCCUUUCGCAAUUAUGUUUGAUUUUCACUACUUCAGAGCAAAGUGCAGCUGUAUCCUAGUAUCAUCUCCUUGGUAAGAUCAGUUUUAGGCUGAGAAACAAACAACCAGAAAUACUUGGCCAACCUUUCUUGGCAUUGUUAGGAAUUUCUUCAGCUGACUGCUGUACUGAUACAUUCCCGGCUUCAGCGUUUAAAGCUUAGAUAAGUGAACCUGAACUACAUUACAAAUUGGUUUAAGUGGCCUGGUCUCCCCACUGAACCUUGGGAACUGUAGUUUGGUGACUUCAUAGUUCAAAGUGAACUUCAGUUCACAAGGUUCCUUGCUUAAAAACCAUAGCAGGCUCAAAAUUGAUUUAAAUUUGUAGUGCAGGUAUACUUUUAGCCCCAAUCACUGGGUUUGAUUCUUCUAUGCCUUUGCUUUCUGUGUCUAUUUUCCCUCUGAGACUGUUCCCAUUUGUAAAUAAAGGGGUAACGUUUGCAUUUUUUGUAUAAUGUAAAAUGUAAAAAAUAAUACAGUAAAAAUACCUAUUACACACCCUUUUUGUCAGGCAUUAGCUCUCUAGCUUUGCAACUCAACAGAUCAGAACGGAUAGAUAUAUGGCAUAUAAUACACACAAAAAUACUCUGAACUAAACCCCGGUUUAGUUGCAAGUACCCACCAGAGUACUUCGGACUGGAAGGAACAUGCAAGCUGUUUAAUCUGUCUUCCUGUUUUAUUUCUGAGAAGAAAUUGCUGCUACGAACCUAAAAAUGAAUGUACAGUUUAUUUAUUUAUUUUUGCUUGAUUGAUUUAGAUUUCUGUAUACAAAAGAGUUCAACCUCUAAGGCAAUAAAUAUAUUGAUGUAACAUA